AUGGAAUCCUUUUAUGCGUUGGCUUUAAUAGCAGGAAUUCUGGUUGCUUUUUUAUUACUGGUUUUAAUUGCAACUUAUCAUAAUUCCUUCAAGGUAGAGAUUCCUCCUGAUGCUGACCAGACACUAAAGCUCCGCUUCUAUCAUUACACAUAUAUUCUGAUGGAAAUUCUGGCAAAGAACUUAGAAAGUUUGGGUGUCUUCAAGGAGCACAUACUUAUAAGGUUGCUUGUUGAUGGACUGCCAGCAUGCAGGGAUUCAAAGUGCUUCAUAAAGGAUCUGCAUUUUGAUGAGGUGCCGGUGAGAAUUUACUGCCCAAGAGUACCAGCUGCAAACAAACGGAGAGGAGUCCUCAUCUUCCAUGGAGGAUGUGGGAUGUUCGGAAGCAUCAGAAGUCAUGAAAGAAUAAGCCGGUACAUAGCCAGAAAGACUGAUUCAGUGGUUGUGUCUGUUGGGUACGUUUUAUCUCCUGAGCAUGAGUAUCCAGCCCAAACUCUGGACUGUCUCACUGCUACCAUGCACUUCUUGAAGACUGCAGAAAACUAUGGGGUGGAUCCUCAUCGGAUUAUUGUUUGUGGGGAUAGCGCAGGGGGCACUUUUGCUGCUAGUGUUUGCCAAGAACUGGGAAAUAGAAGAGAUAUCCCAAAGAUACGUGCCCAGGUACUGAUCUAUCCAUUUCUCCAAGCACUGAACUUCAAUCUGCCAUCUCACCAGAAAAAUGCUUUCAGUGCCUUCCUGUCCCGGGAACAUACAGUCAAGUUUAUCCUGAAGUACCUGAAGAAGGACUGCUCUAUGAAGGAAGCUGUUUUGGCAGGCUCUCACAUUCCUGAGAGUAUGAAUUUGAGAUACAAGAAAUGGAUAAAUCCAGAUCUUAUCCCAGAGAUAUUUAAGCUGGGUUAUAAACCACCGUUACCCAGUUCAUUUCUACCUCAAGUCCAUGAAGAAACAAAAGAACUGGUUGAGACAAGAUUGUCCCCACUGUUAGCAGAAGAUGCUGUUGUUUGCUGCCUGCCUGAUACUUGUAUCAUCACCUGCGAGCACGAUGUGCUCAGAGAUGAUGGACUCUUGUACAAGAAACGGUUAGAGGACAACAAUGUCAAAGUGACCUGGUUCAACGUGGAAGGCGGCUUCCACUGUGCACUGGGAUUUUUUGGUUAUGGUAUUUUCUCUUUUCCAUCAUCAAGUAAAAUAGUGAACCACACUGUAAACUUUAUAAAAGGCUAUUAAAAUGUUUUCUCCAAUAUAGUGUACUGGUAUGCAAACAGAGGAUGUUCCAAUUAACCAGCUACUAGCUAUU
Messenger RNA from Strigops habroptila (Kakapo), 1294 nucleotides. RefSeq names its product arylacetamide deacetylase-like 4. The coding region runs from base 1 to 1224 and encodes 407 amino acids. Gene Ontology annotation, molecular function: carboxylic ester hydrolase activity. The transcript has 4 exons. Gene Ontology annotation, cellular component: membrane. Lineage: Eukaryota; Metazoa; Chordata; Aves; Psittaciformes; Psittacidae. The record is from RefSeq and is a predicted model, not a curated record.